Molecule: messenger RNA, 1449 nt
Organism: Anoplopoma fimbria (sablefish)
Lineage: Eukaryota; Metazoa; Chordata; Actinopteri; Perciformes; Anoplopomatidae
Product: intermediate filament protein ON3-like
Exons: 9
Coding region: 1-1449 (482 amino acids)
Biological process (GO): keratinization; intermediate filament organization
Cellular component (GO): keratin filament
Molecular function (GO): structural constituent of skin epidermis
Source: RefSeq, a predicted model, not a curated record
AUGAGAAAGUCAUAUUCAGUCUCUGGCUCUAGCAGCAGCACCAGGAGUUCCUUUGCACCAAAUAGCAGCUACUCUGUAAACAGAUCCAGUUAUGGUGCUGGAGCUGGAGCUGGAGCUGGAGCUGGUGGUUUUGGUUCUGGUAUGUCUUCAAUGGGUGGUAGUUAUGGAUUUAGUUCUAGCCAAGCAGGCGGAUACAUUGCUCCACAGAUUACUGCUGUCCAAGUCAACCAGAGCCUGCUGGCCCCUCUGAAUCUGGAUAUUGACCCAUCCAUCCAGGUUGUCCGCACCCAGGAGAAGGAGCAGAUCAAGACUCUCAACAACCGCUUUGUCUCCUUCAUCGACAAGGUUCGAUUCUUGGAGCAGCAGAACAAGAUGCUGGAGACCAAAUGGAGCCUCCUGCAGGACCAGACCUCCACCCGCUCCAACAUUGAGGGCAUGUUCGAGGCCUACAUUGCCAACCUGCGCAGACAGCUCGACGGGCUUGGCAACGAGAAGGGCAAGCUGGAGGGAGAGCUGAGAAACAUGCAGGGCCUGGUUGAGGACUUCAAGAGAAAGUAUGAAGAUGAAAUCAACAAACGUGCAGCUGCAGAGAACGAGUUUGUGCUCCUGAAAAAGGAUGUUGAUGCUGCCUACAUGGACAAGGUGCAACUAGAGGUCAAAGCUGAUGGUCUUCAGGAUAAGAUCAACUUCCUCAGGGCCGUCUAUGAGGCUGAGCUUCUUGAACUGCAGGGCCAGAUCAAGGACACCUCUGUCAUUGUGGAGAUGGACAACAGCCGUAACCUGGACAUGGACUCUAUUGUGGCUGAAGUGCGUGCUCAGUAUGAGGACAUUGCCAACCGCAGCAAGGCUGAAGCAGAGACCUGGUACAAACAGAAGUAUGAUGAGAUGCAGAGCUCUGCCGGACAGUACGGUGAGGACCUGCGCUCAACCAAGACUGAGAUUUCUGAGUUGAACCGCAUGAUCGCCCGUCUUCAGAAUGAGAUUGAGGCUGUCAAGGGACAGAGGGUCAGCCUGGAGGCUCAGAUCACAGAGGUGGAGGAUCGUGGUGAGCUGGCAGUGAAAGAUGCCAAGCUCCGCAUCAGGGACCUGGAGGAUGCUCUGCAGAGAGCCAAGCAGGACAUGGCUCGCCAGGUGCGUGAGUACCAGGACCUGAUGAACGUCAAGCUGGCCCUGGACAUCGAAAUUGCCACCUACAGGAAACUGCUGGAAGGAGAGGAGAGCAGACUGGCCAGCGGAGGUUCAAACGCAACCAUCCAUGUGCAGCAGACAUCUGGAGGUGGUGGUAACUCCAGCUCUGGCAGUGGAUUUGGCUAUGGUGGUGGCAGCAGCUAUGGUGGUGGCAGCAGCUAUGGUGGUGGCAGCAGCUAUGGUGGUGGCAGCUUGUCUGGUGGUUAUGGUGGUUCUGUUACCAAGUCCGCAGUCUCAUCAACCAGUUCCAGGAGAUAUUAA